UUUCUAGAUGACGUAUUAACAAUACAAGACAUACUACAGGACAAAUACAAAUCCGAAAAUCAAGAAAAACUCAAUAAAAAUGGUUGUCUUAUGCAAUGUAUGUUUCAAAAGGAUGGAAUGAUGGAAGAUGCAGAAUAUAAGGUAGAAAAGAUGCAUAGUGAAUUCAUCAAGAAAACAAAUGUUCAACCAGGAGAUAAAAGGUUCGAAGGUCUGGAUACUUGCAUAAACGAAUCAAAAGACGUUACAGAAAAAUGCGAAAAAGCAUUUCUUUUAACUACAUGUUAUUUCAAAUCUGAACGUGAGCACUUGCAUGACUAUGGGUAUGAUGAAUCCACAGAAUAGUGAAUAGAAAAAUAACCGAAAUAUAAUUAAUAUGAUAAAAUUUACAUUGAACAGCAUUUUCAAUAAAGAGUAU
Messenger RNA from Mycetomoellerius zeteki, 415 nucleotides. RefSeq names its product pheromone-binding protein Gp-9-like. Gene Ontology annotation, biological process: social behavior. NCBI's taxonomy places the organism in Eukaryota, Metazoa, Arthropoda, Insecta, Hymenoptera, Formicidae. The record is from RefSeq and is a predicted model, not a curated record. Gene Ontology annotation, molecular function: odorant binding. The transcript is spliced from 3 exons. The annotation marks the transcript as partial.